UCUGCUCUGUGAGAUCAGGUUCCUACUGUCUUCUCUGCUUCACCCCGUAUCCUUCUCUGUUGCCUGCUCUUGUCUGUCUGCACCCAUUUCUGUCCCUGCAUCACGUCUUUGCCAUCAUCAUCACCACUUGCCUCUAUCUCGGCUGGGCUGCUAUCUCCAGAGGGACCCCAGCUCCAGCUUUUCAUCCCUGCUCUGUCCCUCUUGGGCUCAGCCAUCUGGGUUCUCUUGCAGCCAGACAUAGCAACCCCCACCCCACCCCACCCCACCUCCACACACUGACAUUCCAGUAAGCCCAGUUCGUGGUGGUCCAAAAUCAGCACUUUGUCUUGUAGAGUUGCCACAGGGCCCCAACCAGAGCAGCUGGCUGCCUGCCCCACCUCCUUGCAUCUUCCUGAGGGAACUUAUGCAGAGCCAGGUGAAGAGCCUCAUGCCAGCAGGUAGUAAGGGCAUGAAGUGGGAAUCUGCUCCAGAACGACAUUGCUGCCACAAGGCUAAGCGUCUGGGGAGUAUAGGGAGCUCUCUGUCCUCCAGCUUGGAUUCACAGCUCUGCCAAGGCGACCAGGUCUUCUCAGCUUGCAGGCCACUCUCUGACACAGUGGAUGCCCGUGGCUCAUCCUAUGCCAGCUGGCUGUGCCCCUCACCCCUGGCACCAGCCAGGUCUGCCUUGCUGACCUGUUGCCAAGGCCUGGACCUAUACCUGUGCACCCUGCAGCCCACACCAUUGGGCACAGCCGGGCAGAGUCUCAGAAGUGAAGUCUUGAGCACAAAGCACCAGCCACCAGGGCCGAAGGCCGGCUCCAUUGAUGAUGAGAAACUCAAGGCCAAGUACCCUGCAAGCAGGGACAAGAGGGAAAGUGGGCAGAUAAGAGCUGGAGAGGGGGCCCUCUGCCCAUCCUUCUCUCCUCCCAGCGGCUCUUCCCCGACCCCCUGCUGGAACAGAAAGAGCCCCAGCCCUUUAGCGGUCUUCCCCUGCCCUCUGCCCAGGCCCAUCUCCAAAGACCUCCCAUUCUGCCUCCACCCCAUCUCUCCUGCAUAUCCACUUCUGCUUCCUCCUUACCCGUGCACCUAUGGGGCCCUACCUUCUGUCCAAUGUCCCCCCCUCCUCAUGCUGCCCUCAGGCUCCUCCUACCCCACCAUGGCUGUGCCCAGUUUGCUGAUGAAAGUCAAUGAGCCCAGGCACCCCACUGCCCAGAGGGACAUCCCGUAUCCUUACCCAGGGGCCUCCCCGGCCUCUGGCCAAAUCCCGCCUUUCCAGGCCAGGAAUCGAGAUCCUGGAGCUGCCAGGACUUACUCCCCAGGGCCAAAGAGCACUGGCAGGGUGGCUGCAGCCAGGCGGGCCCCAGCAGGCUCCCGGCCGGGCACCACAGCGCUGCCUUACCUGCUGAAGAAGGAGAACGGAAAAACCCUGUACGAGUGCAACGUGUGCAGCAAGAACUUUGGGCAGCUUUCCAACCUCAAGGUCCAUCUGCGUGUGCACAGUGGGGAGCGCCCAUUCCAAUGUGCCCUGUGCCAGAAGAGCUUCACUCAGCUCGCCCACCUGCAGAAGCACCACUUGGUGCAUACUGGGGAGCGGCCCUAUGAGUGCCUGAUGUGCCACAAACGCUUCAGCAACUCCAGCAACCUCAAGACCCACCUGCGCCUGCACUCGGGGGCCCGGCCCUUCCAGUGCAGUGUUUGUCCACGUCGCUUCACCCAGCACGUUCACCUGAAGCUGCAUCAUCGCCUGCAUGUUGCACGGCCUUGUGGCCACCUGUCCCUGGCAUCUCUUGCCUGCUUUGCCCGAUGGCACCAGGAAGCACUGGAUCUUGUGGCACUGCCAUCAGAGAGGCAGAUGGAUUGGGAUUCAGAAAAGGCCAAGGUGUCCUUGGCACCUGGGGAAAAGUAGGGGCAGCCAGCCUGAGCCCUCGUGCCUGGAGAGGAGGCAGGAGCAGAGCAAUUAAAGGAUUUUCUCUAUGGCAAGUUGAGGCCUCCUGAGCUUCA
This is a messenger RNA of Nyctereutes procyonoides (raccoon dog), 1980 nucleotides long. RefSeq names its product zinc finger protein 683 (gene ZNF683). Gene Ontology annotation, biological process: regulation of transcription by RNA polymerase II; cell fate commitment. Lineage: Eukaryota; Metazoa; Chordata; Mammalia; Carnivora; Canidae. Gene Ontology annotation, cellular component: nucleus; cytoplasm. The record is from RefSeq and is a predicted model, not a curated record. The transcript has 7 exons. The coding region runs from base 404 to 1885 and encodes 493 amino acids. Gene Ontology annotation, molecular function: DNA-binding transcription factor activity; RNA polymerase II cis-regulatory region sequence-specific DNA binding; histone deacetylase binding.